This is a messenger RNA of Anguilla rostrata (American eel), 5568 nucleotides long. Its product is annotated as splicing factor, arginine/serine-rich 19-like. Bases 385 to 5154 code for a protein of 1589 amino acids. The transcript has 10 exons. Lineage: Eukaryota; Metazoa; Chordata; Actinopteri; Anguilliformes; Anguillidae. Gene Ontology annotation, molecular function: RNA polymerase II C-terminal domain binding. The record is from RefSeq and is a predicted model, not a curated record.
UUAACGGAGCUGAUAAGUGAUUAUCACAGUAUUAGACUAGAACAUGCGCAAAAUUUUGCGCAGAGUUGGUUCUCAAAUCCUCCAUAUUUGUCCCUGCAGCGCAUCGUUCGGCUUGUAGUACAAACCGACGAUUUCUUGAAAGGAUUGUUGAUUUAUAGAAGAACACCAUUUCCCGUCGUCCCUCGCAAGUCAAUUGGCAUUCAAUCAAGAAAAUGGCGGCGGUGGCCGGGUUGGGCCCUUUAUUGUACUCUCGGAGGGAAGAAAAAACGUUUUGAGUGUAUGAUAAUAGCUGUCUAAAUUUUUAAUUACAUUUAGCGCAUUUUUUAAUUAGUAACGCUGGGGCUUGAAUAUUUAAUCUUCAACAGUUUCGUCUAAUAAAGAAUUAUGGAAGAAGAGGAAGGAUUCGAAAAUGUUCCAUCCGAUGGCCCCAAAUCAUUGCAAGAAAAGUGCCACAAAGAAAGAGAAGGGGUGGAGGAAGAGAGGAGGGCUGGGAUGAGGUGUAACCAAGACCAGAGGGAAACCUCGGAUGACCAGCCCAGUGAACUGGAUGCUGCUGCUCUUGCUGUCUCAGAUUCCCUCCUCCCCCUUGUUUCACUGCACUGUUCCCCCCAUCAGCCCUCUGACAGUAUUGAUUUUGAUUUGGAGCUCACUGCAGAAGUAAGAGUGGAAGAUGGGUCAUCCCUCGCUUUCUUGUCCUCUAUCUCCCAUAGGUUCCAUAGUCGAAAGUCAGGCACCCUCUUGGAUCAUCUGCCCUUACAGUUGAAACAUCAGUCUUUAACAUGGAUAUCCAAACCGGAAGAGCAGUUUUUGAACAAUUUCCAGUGUCCAAUUUUUCUACCAACGCAACCCCAAGUCAUUAUUGUGACCCCUGAAUCUAUGAAAAAUAAGGUUAAUGGUUCCCUAUUAGGUGCAAUGCAGGCACCCAAAAGCCCCCUGCCUUCCUGCCCCUCUACACCAUCCUCCCCUUCAUCGGCUCCUUCGUCCCCUUCAUCUUCCCCCUCGUCCUCAUCUUCUUCUCCUGUUGCCGCAGCAACCAGUUUCCAUGACCGCGGUCAUGGUUGUGUUGCGGGGGUCUCCCAGUCCGAGGGGGGUACAGUUUCCUCCACCUCCAUCUCACUGCCCCUUCCUACUCGGUCACUUCCUCUGUCCUCCACUCCCUCUGUUCACCGCUGUUCCACACCUUCCCAUCCUGGCUCUGGGGAGGAUCAAGAGAAUGUGGAGAUCUAUGACCCUUUCCACCCGACAGAAGGAGAAGGGGAGCGAGAGGGAGGAGCAGCCAAAGAAGAAGAAGAUGAGGAGGAGGGAGACAAAUAUGACCCCUUCGAUCCCACUGGCUCGCCUGCCUCAGAGAGAGAAAAGGAGAGAAGAGUGGAGUGCAUUCUUAGUGUGGAGAGCGAGAGGGGAGAGACUAUGGGAGUGACAGGGGAACAAAAAGAGGGGAGUGACAACGAUGAGAAAGAAAUGACUCCUUCAUACUUUAUAGCCCCUCCUUCAGCAUCCCCCAUCUCCACUGAUUUCCCUUCACACCAUCCCAGACGCAGGGAAGAGAGAGGCAGGGAUGAGCGGGAGCAAGAGAAGGCAGUCAGGGGCAAAGGACCUAGAGAUCGAGUAAAAGACAAGGGAAAAGGAGGACGAGAAAGGAAGGAGACUAACUCUGACAACUCUGAAAUCGAGGAAGGGGAAAUAGUGGCAGCAGGUGAAAGGGACAGAAAGAAAAAGAGAGACCGAGACGGGGAGAGGGGGCAUUUCCCUGACAGCUCCUUUCUUCCCUCUUGUCCCAAGCCUGAGAGAAUCCUUCGAGUUCUGGAGGGAGAUGAUUUUGUGUCUGUGAGAGCAGAGGGUGACUGGAUGGUGGAGAGGGAUGGAGGCACCACAACAAGUGUGGGUGACCUGAGGAGAAAGCUGGUCAGCAGACGGAAAGAGAGGUACCGAUCAUGUCCCUCCUCGGCUUCACUGUCCCCUCCCCCUCCUCUCCCCCUGGCGACACCCCCUCCGUCUCGCCCCACUCCAACAGAGAAGGCAAAGAGCCGAAAGUCAUCAAAGAGCUCCAAGGAAAGGGAGAGACGUAAGCGGAAGCAGGAGGGGGAAAUCGUGGGGAAAAGGCGGAGGAAGAAAGCGAAGGAAGGAGGCAGCCAGGAAAGAAAGGAGGGGAAUAAGGACAGUGAGCGGCAAGGUAGGGACAAGAAAAGAAAAGAGGGCGCUAGUUGGAGUAGUCGAAGUGGCAGCAGCAAGAGGAAGAAGAGACGGACUACGCCGGAGCUUCCCUCUCAUUCCCGCUCUCACACCUCUCUCCACCAGCACCACAGCCAGCGCUCCUGGUCCAGCACUGCUGAAGAUCGGCACAAGGACAGGGAGAGAGACAGGGACAGAGACAGACACAGGGACAGGGAGAGAGACCGGGAGAGAGAGAGGGAAAGAGACAGGGAAAGAGAACACGAGAGGGACAGAGACAGGGACAGGAACAGAAAUGGGAGGCGGGAUGACAAGGAAAGAAGGAGGGAAAGAGACCACAGUAGCCAGAGGAGAAAGCGGGAGAGGGGAGAGGGAGAUGAGGAGCUGGGGGAUGAGGAGAGAGGAACGGGGUGCAGGCAGAGGGCGAGCCGAGAGCAGAGAGAACAGGAUCGUGAGAGGGAAAGGAGGAGGAGAGAUGGGCGACCUGUGGUCCCCCCGUCCAUCCAAGAUCUCAAUGGUUCAGACUUGUUCGCUAUCAAACGCACCAUUACGGUCACUACCACUACCACCACCACCACUUUACCUGGGUCACCCCAGCUGCCACAGACAGCCUCCGGUACUCCCCCUCCAUCCUCUAACAAGCAACACAAAAAGAAACACAAACGAAAAAGACGGCUGGAGGAAGAGGAUUAUGCGGAUGAUGAGGAGGGGCUGAGCCGGUCCAGAGACUCCUCUCUCACCCCACUGAGGUACCGCCUUGAUUACGAUUCGGACCACUUCUCUGACACACUCGGAGUAGACAUGCUGUCUCUAGACGGGGAGGCCUUGGAUUCGGACUACUCCCUGGAGGGCUCUCCUCUUCUUCCUCUUCCUCCCUUAACCCCAACUUUGAGCACUAAGACCAAGCCUAAGCUGAAAUGUGGGACCCACAGCAAAAAGAAAUCUCGAACAGGCAAGAAAACCACCGCCACGGACUCGUCGCUCAGACAGAAAGCCAGCAAGAGCCCUCCCUCUCUCUCCCCCACCUCCACUCCCUCAGUCCCUACUCCCACUCUUCCCAUGCCUACAGUGGCCAAACGGGCACGGAAAACGGGAAAGGAGAAGGAGAAAGUUGGGAAAAAGGAGGGCGGACGGUCAGGCAAGUCCAAAAAGUUGAGCAGCGGCUCGACCAAGAAAGGGAAGCUGCAAUCCAAGGUGUCGGUGCUGGUGCGGGAGGGGGUGAGCAGUACCACUGGUGGGAGCGGGUCAGGGAAGUUGGGAGGCAUUGCAAGCACUAAAGAUCUGGCAGGCCCAGGCGGGGCCAGCACUGGGACUGUAGUGGGUGGGUCUAUAGCGGUGGUCUUCCGAAGGGACAAUGAAAGCAGGUCCCCUUUCCUUAAACCCAGCUCUGAACCAAUCUCGCUUUCUAGGGGGAGUAAAGAGUUUGGCAAAGGCCGGAAGACUAGCACCCUCGUCCAUCCUUCAUCUUCCUCUUCGCAUGUUUCAGUUCUCAAAUCGAAAAAAGCCAAGCCCAGUUCCACUACCUCUGCCUCCUCCUCUGCUGCUUCUUCCCCUUCUUCCUUCUCCUUGACUAAAUGUAGGCGAAAGCUAGGGAAGAAGCAAAAAGAGAGGGAGAAGGGAAGAGUGGGUGUUCAAGGUGAUGGGGCAAAUACAACCUCCUGUGUGGAAGGUGGUAGUUGGCCCUUGUCAGUAUCAGACAUUCAGUCUGGGAGCACAGGCAGUGCUAAACCCUCUAGCCCCCCUCCGGGGCCUCCUGUCCCAACUCCCUCCUCCUCCUCCUCCUCAUCCUCCUCUACAAGUGUCCCCCCACCCUUGUCUCCUCCUUGUACGCCCCCUGUUGGUAUUCACCCCUCGCGUGACACCAGGGAAUCCACACCAGACUCUCAGACUGUCGACAGCAGUUGCAAGACCCCUGAGCCUAACUUCCUUUCUGAAGACGGCCCUACACAGUCCCAGACCACCCCGCUCACAUCCCCUUCCAAUGUUCCCUCCAGCCCCCUGCCCCAUCAGGCUGCCCCGGGGGGCGUGUCUGGCAUCUCUCAGUCUACUCCAGACCUCAACAACCCUAUGGAUGAUCAGAAAACUCCCACUUCCCCACCAUGUUCCUCCUCCUCCAACUCUCUCUCAGUUGCUCCAUCUUCUGUAGAGCCCAACUCUUCUGUUUCCUCUUCUUCUGCCAACAAACCCCCACCGCCUCCCCCACCACCUCCUGCUGCCCAGCCCCUGCCCUGGAGCUUGCAGACAGGAGUAGACUGCACCGCUGGAGGUGUAUUAGCCUUGACAGCUCUCCUGUUUAAAAUGGAGGAAGCAAACCUGGCCAAUCGAGCCAAAGCCCAGGAGUUCAUUCAGGCCACCAGCCAGAUUCUCUCCCACGCGAACCAGAGCCAAUCGCAGCAGCUGCCCCUGCCACCGUCGUCUUCAUCCUCAUCCUCACAACCUCCACCGCCUUCAUCUCUUGCCACACCCCCUGGCUCGACCCCUGCCCAGUUCAUCCUCCAUAGCUCUCUUCCUUUGGUUGGCUGCACCAAGACUCCGCCAUCCCACCUGCAUCCCAGCCUGUCAUUGGCUGGUGGAUGCACACAGACCCCGCCCCAUCCCAUGCUUGGGGUGUCUUCAGGGGCAGUUGGGGCGUCAAGUGAAACGGGUUGGGACAGUGAGAGCAAAGAUCCUGAAAAAUAUAUGAAGAAGCUCCACACUCAGGAGAGAGCUGUGGAGGAGGUGAAGCUGGCCAUCAAGCCUUAUUACCAACGGAAGGACAUCACCAAGGAGGAAUACAAGGACAUUCUGCGAAAGGCUGUGCACAAGAUCUGUCACAGCCGCACUGGGGAGAUCAACCCCGUCAAGGUCAGCAACCUGGUCAAGCUCUAUGUCCAGAGAUACAAGUACUUCCGGAAGCACGGACGGAAAAUGGACGAGGAAGAGAGGGAGGGGGCUGGCGGAGGUGUGACCAGUGAGCCAGGGGCACUUCAUUCUUCAAUGUGAUCGAUCCCCCCCCCCCCCUUCACCAGAGCACCCACUUGUAAUGAUGCAAGAGACUGUGAAGCAGAAAUCUGAUUUGUUCAGAGACUAGACUGGCAAUCACCUUCAUCCAGUCCUUUUUCCAUUCCUUACACCCUGUAAGCACACUGAUGGUGGAUCCCCUUUUCUUUGUCUUUGUGUUGCUGUACAGAUAUAUUGAUAGCAAUUCAAAAUAUACACACGGUACCAUGAUAUAUUGUAGAGAUAAAACCAUGAAUACAAAAUGCAGUCUCACGGACACUGUAUAUACUGUAAGUACACCAUGAAUGCACAGACCCUGCCCUCUCUCUAUUCUCUGUCUCUCAUGCACCCAGGUUGUGCAUAGGAAGUAUCAUCUGCUGCGUGUUGGUUGGUACAAAUAUAUGGAACUCACAUUCA